UUAACCGCGGAGAAAAAAAUUCAAUUGGGUUAUAAUUUUUAAUAAAAUAUAUAAACUAUUGAAAUUGGUGAAAUUGGUGUAUUUAAAAGAAUGGACGCUGCGGCAUUAUUUGUGCAGCCACAAACGGUAAAAGAUUCACCGAACAAAUGUUGCAAAGACCAAAAGCAAAGUCGUUCUUGGGAUUAUACAAAAAUAUCAGGAAUUUUAGUAUUUGUGCAGGAGGAACAUGCUGCUUACAAAUACACCGUCUAUCGAUGCGCCUCUAAAAUUAUAAGCCUUCAAAAACUUUUGUUUACUUCAAAUAUACCAUACAAACUUAUACAAGCGUUAAUGGGGCGAUAUAAUAUACUGGACGUAGAUGCUAAUUUUAUGGUACCCCCGUUCCAGCUGACAACGUUUAUUCAUGAUCUCUACUAUGCUUGUGAAACAUUAGGACAUUUCAGUAAAUCCACAACAUAUCGUAUUGAAAAGGCAACAAGUGUGUUAGCGACUUUCUUUUGGAAUUUAUUUGAUCCGAAUCGAUGCCAUUCCAUUUCUGUUUUAGAAAUAAAAGUUAUGUUUUUGUUACUUUCAAAACAUAUUGGAUUACUUGAUUGGAGUGAAGAAUUUUAUAAAUUGCUGCAUGAUCCUAAGACUAAGUGUAUUUCAAAGAAAAACUUCGAGUAUUUGGUGAAUAUUUUGACGAAAGUGUUUAGCUAUAUCGGUGAGGAGCUUGCUUAUGGUUCUCAAAAUAAAUCCAUAAUAAUGGAACAGUGCUUUGAGAAGUUACAGAAUUCGUAUGGCUUAACUGAGGUGCAAUUCAAAAAUUUAUGGCAUGAUAAUCGCACAAAGUUUAGCAUUUUUGCAAAUCUGAUAAGUUUAAUUAAACGCAUGCAAGACACUGAAAAAAUUACACAUAACAAAAACUGUGCUGCUUGUAAUAUUCAAAUAAUCGGAAUACGCUUCAAAUGUAGAUCGUGCCACGAUUUGUCCCUUUGUUUAUCCUGUUUCGCCAAGGGUUACGUAAAAGGAAAACAUGACGCAGGGCAUCGUCUGACCGAAGUAUUCAAAGAGGAUGAACCGCCCAAGAGUAUCUCUUAUUUCUUUGCUUCAAUUUGCAAUUUUUUCAAAAUGAAGAAACAAAGCAACGAAGAAUCUAAAGGCUUUUGUAAUGUAGACGAAUCUACCAGUGUUGAUGAAACGGAACUGGAAAUAAUAGCAUCUGAUCACACAGUCAAAAGUGAAACAAUGACCACAGUUGCUGAAGUCAAAACGGAUGCAAUCGAAACUUCGAUUGCUGGACUUUCAACUAGCGCUUCAACUGCAUCAAAUGUUUCGGAACACCUGCAGUCUAUUAUAGAUAGGCUAUUGCAGCAGAACUCGAAAUUGGAAAAACAAAUUAAAAUCGUGAAAACUGCGACAAAUGAGGAAAUUUCCGAUUUUCUGCAAUCGCAUCAAAAUUUUCUGAUUGGAAUCAUAAAUGAAAUGCGAAGGUUUUCGCAAAUAUCGAAGUCGUUGAGUUCAUAUCCCACGUCGAGCACGCCUAAUCGAUCCCAUUCUGACAAAGGGCAUAUGCAAAACGUAGCAGCCGCAGUGGACAACUUUAGUGUUAUGGGAAGCAAUCUAACACAUUCGAUUAAUGGCGCCGACUUGAAUCGAAGUUAUUUGGAAGCCAAUAAAUCGGAUGCUUCUGUUAACGAUGUGAGUACGUGGUUUAAUCAGCGUAGAUCUUCGGUUUUAAUACCGAACACUACCAUCACAGAUUCUUGUGUGGAAACUGUUCAAGAAUUUAGUUCAAAACCUAAGGGAAAUGGAACGGAAAUAGAUGACGAAUUUGAAAUUGUUGACUUGCGUGAUACCGAUAUGAUUAAUUUCAAGCUGUUAUUGAAUAAAGUUAAAGAGAUUGUUGAGGACUCUUUUAGUGAUAAUACUGAACUAGCAGCAGCAACACAAAAUUUGGAGAAUGUGCUAGAUAAUAUCGUAAAGAAUGAGGAGAAGCGUAGAAGUAGUACUUAAUGUAGCAAGUCGAUUUAUAUAUGACUAUUACAGCUUUAUAUAUAAUGUUUAUGUGUACUGACCCAUACGUGUGUAAGUUAACAGUAGAUUGCUACAAAUUUUAUUAAUUUAAUAAGUAUUUAGUGCAGUUUGUACAUACAUAUAAGAAAGUUUACAUAACCUAACCUGAAAUUCGCCAAAAUCUCUAAACUAAAUUUAUUAUAUAAUAAUAUAAUAAUACUAAUAAUGAAGAUACUUGACAAAACAGAUGUGUAUGUUAUGACAAUUACAAUUUAUUAACAGUAGAAGACAAUAUUUGCUUACAUAAAUGUAUAUACUCUAAAAAAAAACAAUGUGUGCUUUAUGAAUAAUAAACGCAAAUCAAAU
This is a messenger RNA of Bactrocera latifrons, 2361 nucleotides long. It is a transcript of the gene dah, whose product is annotated as dystrophin. The transcript has 9 exons. Gene Ontology annotation, cellular component: plasma membrane. Gene Ontology annotation, molecular function: zinc ion binding. Gene Ontology annotation, biological process: synaptic signaling. The record is from RefSeq and is a predicted model, not a curated record. Bases 91 to 1995 code for a protein of 634 amino acids. NCBI's taxonomy places the organism in Eukaryota, Metazoa, Arthropoda, Insecta, Diptera, Tephritidae.